GUGCCCACUGCAUAUGCAAAAAAAGUGCUGUGCUUUGUGAAUGGUCUGGCAGUGUUCUGGGACCUGUCAUGUGUCUGCAGUCUCUGGUCUCCUGUACUACUCUGUCCUGCAGUCUCUGGUCAUUUCCUGUAGUAUGUCUGCAGUCUCUGGUCAUCUCCUGUACUGUGUCCGCAGUCUCUGGUCAUCUCCUGUACUAUUUCCGCAGUCUCUGGUCAUCUCCUGUACUGUGUCCGCAGUCUCUGGUCAUCUCAUGUACUAUGUCCGUAGUCUCUGGUCAUCUUCUGUACUAUGUCCGCAGUCUCUGGUCAUAUCCUGUACUGUGUCCGCAGUCUCUGGUCAUCUCCUGUACUAUGUCCGCAGGCUCUGGUCAUCUCCUGUACUAUGUCCGCAGUCUCUGGUCAUCUCUUGUAGUAUGUCUGCAGUCUCUGGUCAUUCCCUGUACUAUGUCCGCAGUCUCUGGUCAUCUCCUGUACUAUGUCCGCAGUCUCUGGUCAUCUCAUGUACUAUGUCCGUAGUCUCUGGUCAUCUCCUGUACUAUGUCCGCAGGCUCUGGUCAUCUCCUGUACUAUGUCCGCAGUCUCUGGUCAUCUCU
Staurois parvus is the source of this 592-nucleotide messenger RNA. The record is from the annotation of a GenBank genome assembly. Lineage: Eukaryota; Metazoa; Chordata; Amphibia; Anura; Ranidae.